Molecule: messenger RNA, 945 nt
Organism: Xyrichtys novacula (pearly razorfish)
Lineage: Eukaryota; Metazoa; Chordata; Actinopteri; Labriformes; Labridae
Source: the annotation of a GenBank genome assembly
AUGACAGACAGUGACCUGGCAAAGUACAUCCCCAAAGUUGGAGAUAGAGUCUCCAUUGUGGCCUUCUGCAGACAAGCAUCACUGUCACAUAAGUCAGCAUCCAGGAAAGAAAGCCUUCUCUCAAGGCUACGACAAAGACUGUCUGGAGCUGAAGGGAUGCCACCAAAAAAGAAAACAUCUAAGUGGGCAGGAAAUAUGAAUGCCCAACGGAAAAAGAGACGAAUUGAGGUUGGCUGGAUGGAUUUUGAUGAGGCGGAGGAGAGGUUCAAGCAGGUGAAGUCUGUAAGUGGUGGAGGAACGAGGCAUCUCUCUGUUGACAAAGACGAAACAGUGGCAAAUAUCAGACUUAUGGCUGAAAAUCUUUUUUUCCCCAAAGGCCUUUCAAAAAAAAAAAAAGUCUUUCACACUAUUCAACUCAUAUUGAGAGCUCACAGAUGCAUGUUGAUGUGUCCAGUACAGUUGACGAGUUAUAUAAUCAAAGCAAGGUCAGAAUUCUGAGACUUUAUCUGUGCACCAAACAGAAAACAGGACAGCAGCCCUCAGGAGUGGAGGUUGAUCAUGCAUUAAGCCAGCCCCCAGUGGUAGAUCUCACUAACAAUGAACAGAAUCAGGCUGGUGACGAUCUUUUGAUAGAAAACAGAAAUUCAGAAUCACCAAACCACUAUGGAUUUGAUGAUGGAGCUUCCACAAGUGGACAUUUGGAACUGAAUGACACAUUACCAUGGGAUGGUCUGCUAACUGUGGAUGAAAGCGAAGAUUGUGAAGUUGUUAUUAUAAAUGGGGAUGACAGGCUGGAUGUACGUGUGGAUGAACGAAACCUUGAAAUUCUCUUUCCAGAAAAAGAGAAUGAUGCACCUCAUCAAACUGUGGAUCUGUCACCGGUGCUUGCAGGGGAGGCCAAUGUUCCAGCCCAAACACUUCCUGAACCACAACCUUGUCCUGUAA